AUGAAAAAUGAAGUAAACAAUGAUACAUUAUCAAAUGAAAAAAAUAAUAAUUAUAAUAAUUAUAAUAAUAAUAAGAAUAAUUUAAAUUAUUAUGGGGGUACAUUUAAAAAUGAUGAGAAAAAAAAUAAAAAUAGACGAAAAAAAAAAGGAAUGAAUAUCAUUGCAAUAUUGAUCAAAAUAAUAAACCCCAACAAACAUAUAAAAGAAAAAAACAAAUUAGGAAAUUAUGUAGAUAAUAUUGAUAAAAUAAAUUUAAAUGAUAGUGAAACAUUAUAUAAUCUAUACAAUUUAAUAAGAAUGAAUCCAUUAUUAAUAAGUUAUUUCUUAUUAGGAAUUAUAUUAGAAAAAUAUAUUAAACAUACCGAAAAACAAUUAUCAUCCAAUUCACAAGAUUUUACAAAUAAUGUUUUAUUUAAAUAUGUAUUAGGAUAUAGUGGUACUAGUAAUGAUAUAUUACCAGAAGAAAUACGUAAAUGUAAAUAUGAAAAGAGAACUAUAGGUUCUAUAUUGAAUAUUAUUAAUGAUACUAAUAUUGUUAAUUUUAUAUUUUUGCCUUCCAAAUUUUCACCUAUUCAAAUAUUAAAAAGUUUACGAUAUUCCAAAAUCAAAUUUAAUAGUUUAAUAGACACAGGUUAUUUAAUUAAUAAUAUAUCUCCAAAGAAAGUUGCUUAUUAUAUAUUACAGUUUCUUGAUUAUAUCGAUUGUUGUAUAUAUAUAGAUAAUGGUAAGCACAUGUGUAUGUUGCCUUUAGAAAAAAGGAGACAUCUAAAAAAACCAAAAAGAACAGAAAAAAAAAAAAAAAUAAAAGGUGAUAAUGAGGAGAUGUUAGUAAAUCCUGAAUUGUUGAAGAAGGGAUAUGAUGUCAAAAGUGAAGGUAAUGAAACUAGGUCUAAUAAUAUUAAGGAGAAAUAUUUAUAUAAAAAGAAAGUAAAAUCAAGAAGAUCUAGAAGAUCAAAAAACUGGAACUCAAAGAUAGAAGACAAUCUCAACUUCAGUGUUGAAAUAAUUCCUCUUCAAGAUUGUUAUGUUUCAAUAAAAAGACGUUUUAUAUAUUUUGAUCAUAUAAAUACUUUUGGUCAGGAUAUAAAACAAUAUAUAAAUGCAAAUAGUUUAGUAACUGUAAAUAUAGGAAACGAUAUAUCAUCAUUUAGUCAAGGCGUUUUUAGAUUGAGAUCUAUAGGAAUGAAUCAAAAAAUAUUUUUCUUAAUACCACUAUGUCUUGUAAAAUUGAUGAAUAUAAAUACGAAUUUGUUUAAUGAGUUAAUAUAUUCAUAUUAUAUGAACAGCAACAAUACAAAUGAAAAAAGAAAAAAAAAUCAUAAUAAUAAUAUUAAUAAGAGUGAUAACAUCAUCAAGAGGAAGAAGAUGAAUGUUAUGAAAAAAUUCCAAAAGUCUAAAAAGGUCAUAAUAAAAAUGUGUAAUAAAAAUUAUAGUGAUGAUAGUAAAUCAGGUUCUGAUUCAGAUCCUAUUCUCUUUAGCAGUACAGAUAGUAGUGAUAGCAAUGAUACUUAUAAUAGUAGUAAUAGUAGUUAUGAUAAUAAUAUUGAUAAUAUCGAUAAUGAUAAAAAUCAUUUUGAAUUAUUUAAUACAUAUGAAAAUACAAAUAAUAAUAACUAUGAAUAUAUAUUAAAUAAUGAUUAUAUUGAUGAAGAAAAUAUGCUUUAUAUGAUUGAUUGUUAUAAUAGUAUCUUUUUAGAUAAUGAGACAAAAGAAAAUGUAUUAAAAGAAUUAACACAUUUUUUAAUUUUAAAUAAUAUUAAUAAUAAUAUAAAACAAUGUGAAUUAUUAUGUGUACAUGGAAUUGUAAAUUUAAUAAAAAAGAAAAGUAUAAAAACAUUAAUUGAUAAUUAUAUAAAUAUAGGUGUUAUAAGUUAUAAAGAAUAUCUAGAUAUAUUCAAUACUAGUAUAGAUUUCGAUAUUCAAACACAAGUACCAUCUAAAAAUAAUUCACUCUUAUGCAUAGUCCAACUGAUAGAAAAAUUUCAUAAAAUAUUUACACCACAAGAUGAAUUAUAUAUACAACAUAUUAUAUAUAAAUAUUUCUGUUUACAUUAUGACUUUUCUAAUAAAACUAUUUAUAUGUAUUUUGAUGCAUUCUUUCCUAAGAAAGAUUUUUUAAAAAUCAAUGUAUCACAAGUAAUAUUAGAUUUGUUUAAUAAACUCAAAAAAAUUAAAAAAGACAACAUGAUAUUAAACAAGAAAAAAACAUUGAUCAAAACAUCUGAGAAUAGUUGUGGUAUUUAUAAUAAUAAUAAUGAUGAUGAUGAUGAUGAUAAUAAUAGUAAUGCAGAUAAUCAUUUAUUUAGUAUGGAAAAUGAACAAGAAAAAGAAAAGGAAAAAGAAAAGGAAAAAGAGAAAGAAAAAGAGAAAGAGAAAGAAAAAGAGAAAGAAAAAGAAAAAGAAGAAGAAAAAAUUGUUGAUGAUCCAAAAAAAAAAAAUAUAAAAUAUAAAAAAGAUGAAUAUAAAUUAUAUCAUUGGACUGUUGAUGAUAUUAAUAUUGAUUUAUAUGGUAUGCCAGAUAAAGAUCAUAUUAAUAAUAAAAGUACAAAAAAUUUUAUGAAUAAUAAAAUAAAUGAAACGUUUAAAAAAUUAAGAGAUGAUGGCCCAUUAUUUAUUCCUUUGAAUAAAAUGUGUGUGAAUGAUAUAUAUUUGAACUUUCCUUCUUAUGUAUAUGUAUCUAAAAAUUUUAUAAAUAAUGAAAUUAUAAAUACUAAAAGGGUAAAAAAAUUGAAGAAUGUAUUGGUAGUAAUAGAGUGUGUAUAUAACAGUAAUGGGGAUGAUAAUAAUAUUGAAAGUAAGAUAAAUAUUAAUAAUAUGAAUAGUGCUAAAAAUAUAAAUAGUGUUAGUAAUAUAAGCAAUAAUAAUAGUAGUAAUAAUUAUAUGAAUAAUAAUUAUGAUGUAUAUGCAGAAAGAGAUAUACUGAAAAAUAUUUGGAAUAUAUUACAUGAAAGUGAUAAUAUUGAAGAAAUGUUAAAUAUAUUAGAUAUUAAUCCCUUUAAAUAUUCUUAUGAUUUAUCUAAUAUUAUAAGAAAUUAUUUAGAUAAGAAUAAAAAUGUUAAUAAUAAUCCAUUUAUAAAUUUUACUCACAUUUUGAAUGAAUUAGAAUUAUAUUUUAGUAAUAGUAAUAAAAAAUAUAUUAUAGUAAGCUUACAAGAAGCAGAGACAUUGAGAUAUCAUAUACAUAAAAAAUCGAACAUUCAAAAGAUAUAUGAAGCUUAUUUUAAGAAUAUUACAGGCCAUGCUCAUAAUAAAGAAGAAACAAAAUAUAUGUAUAAUUAUGAAAAUGAAGAUAUUAAUGUGAGUCAAAAGAAUCAUGAUCAUAUUAAAAAGAAAAUGCUUACUGUUGAGAAUAAUAUGGAGAAAGAAAAUAUGAACAUAUUUGAUAUAAUAGAUGAAAAAAACCAAAAAAAUAAUAACACCAAAAAUAAUGAUGAUGAUGUUUUGAGGAGUAAACACAUUUGUAACGAUAUCGAUGGACAUAUUAUAAAUGAUAAUAUGAGUGAUGAUAAUUUUUUGAAUGAUCCAUGGGGCUUACAUGAAAAUAUUUCUAGUAUAAAUUUAGGUAUUGAUAAAACAAAUGAAAAUGAUAGUAUUGAUAAUUUUUUUUCAGGAAAUAUGGAUAGAAUAAAUAAUAAAAAUAAGGUUGAAGAUAAUAAUAAUAAUAAUAAUAAUAAUAAUAAUAUAGAUAAGAAAGAAAAUAAUAUAAAAGAGAGAAAAAAUACUUAUAAUAAGAAUAUUAUGGAUAUUCUAAAUAUUAAAGGUUGUGGUGAUAAUAUAUUAGUUAGUUGUAAUAAUAUUAAUAUAAAUAUUUAUAAUUAUAAUUUUUGGUUUACUCCUAUAGAAAUUAGUGAUAAGAAUAAUUUAAGAAAAUAUUUAUCUAGACAAAUACAAAUUGUUUAUAGUGUUUGUAAAUUUUUUAAUUCUGAUCGUAAAUUUAUUGAUGCACAUGUGAAUUUAUUAUUACAAUAUUUAAAUUUCAAUCCACCUAAACAUCGUUUUAAUUAUUUCAAUGAAUUAUAUUUAAUAAGAAGACUUAUGAAAGAAAAUCAAAAUGGUGGUCUUAAAAAUAUGGAAAAGAAUUUUUAUCUUCCAAAUAAAUUACAUCUAGAAGUUUUAGAGAAAAAAUUAUUUGAAGGUAACGGUGAUAUAUAUGCAUUUAAAGUUAUUCAAGAGAGGGUAAGACAAAGUUUAAAAGAAAAGAAUUUAACAUUACAAAAAAUAUUUGAAAAGGAUUUAAAUUAUAUAUGUACUAUAGAAGAUAUAAGAAUAGUGUUGGAUUAUUUAAAUAUAAAGGAUAAAAAUUCUAUUCAUAUAUUAUUUGAUGUAUUAGGAAAAAAUAUAACUCUGCAUGAAUUAUGUUUAUUUCUUAAUCCAAUAGAAAAUAAAAGAAAUAAAAAGAAUAAACUUUUAAAAGGGAAGAAACAUCCAAGUAUGUUACAAGAUGAUACAGAUUAUUUAAAUAAUAAUAUAUCAAAUAAACAAAAAAAUUUAGGUAUUCAAAAUAAACGAUAUAAUAAUAAUAAUAAUAAUAAUAAUUAUAUGGAUCAUCAUCAUAAUUAUCUUAUAAGAGAUAUAGAAAAAUAUUUAAAGAAUUUUAGAUUUACAUUAACAGAACAUACACAUAUGAAAUUAGUAUGGUCAGGCAAAAUAGCUCACCAGAGAAUACAUAACGAUAUGACAGAUAUGAAUAAUAAAAAUAGUAUAUAUAGUAUGAAUAAUAUAAAUUCUUUAUCAUAUAAUGUUACUAAAAAUGAACAACUCAAUAAGGAUAACAAUAUGAAUAUGAUGAAUAAGAAUAAUAUUAUUAAUAGUCAAUAUGAUUAUAUAAAGAAAUCAUCUACAAAUGAUAUUAUAAGUGAUAUGUUUUAUACAUUUCAAAAUAAAACACAUAAUAAUAAAAAUGAAAUAGACCUAUUAACUAACACAAAUGAACAAAACAAUAUGAGUAAUAUGUCUUAUAAUGAGAAUAUGUUUUAUAUAUAUGAAGCAGAAAAUGUAGAUCCAAAGGAUAGAGGAAUUAUGAGUAAGAAUAAGCAUAAAAUUGUAUGCGGUCAUUAUGCAUCAAAUAAUAUGUAUGAUAUGAAUAAUAAUAAUAGUAAUAAUAAUAGCAAUAUGAAUAUAAAUAAUAAUAUUUAUAAUAAUAUUAAUUCCUUUCCAAUUAUUGAAAUGACUGAUAUCACUAUUAAUAGUAUGUAUACAAGUACAUCAGGAAAUGAUAUGUUAAAUUUAUUAUUUCCACAUCCAAAAAAAUAUCUUUUAUUAUGGCAUGAAGAUUAUUCUUUAAAAAAUGUAAAUGAUUGUUUACAUAUAUGGAAACCUAUCCUAUCAUCUUCUGCUUAUUUUUCAAAUUGUAUUUUUGUUGGACAUGUAGCUACAGUAGGACCACAAAUCCCACCGUUAAAUAAAAUUAGAGCUAUUCCAAAGGUACUUGUAAAAAAUGUUCAAUCAAAGAAAUACUCCACAUUUUUUGCAGAUAAUAGUUUUGCUAUUGACAAUUCUGGUGUCUUCAGUACCUUAAACAUACACUUUUUUAAUGGCUUGGAGUUCAAAAAUUAUGAAGAAUUUACAUUUAAGAAUUUUUCCUUAAGUGUUAUUUCAAAGAUGAAAAAAAUAAAAUCUGUCAACGAAGAUAUAUUUAAUUUAUGGGGUGAUGAAAAUAAAGAAAUUGAACUACAAGAUGAAGAUGAUGAAUCUUCCUCAGAGUUGGAAAUUAUUGCACAACCUUAUUAA
This is a messenger RNA of Plasmodium adleri (nom. inval.), 5730 nucleotides long. Its product is annotated as conserved Plasmodium protein, unknown function. Gene Ontology annotation, cellular component: cytoplasm; nucleus. The record is from RefSeq and is a predicted model, not a curated record. The transcript is spliced from 3 exons. Gene Ontology annotation, biological process: protein deubiquitination involved in ubiquitin-dependent protein catabolic process. Gene Ontology annotation, molecular function: K63-linked polyubiquitin modification-dependent protein binding; cysteine-type deubiquitinase activity. The coding region runs from base 1 to 5730 and encodes 1909 amino acids. NCBI's taxonomy places the organism in Eukaryota, Apicomplexa, Aconoidasida, Haemosporida, Plasmodiidae.